Messenger RNA from Necator americanus (New World hookworm), 375 nucleotides. RefSeq lists its product as uncharacterized. The record is from RefSeq and is a predicted model, not a curated record. Lineage: Eukaryota; Metazoa; Nematoda; Chromadorea; Rhabditida; Ancylostomatidae. The transcript has a single exon. Bases 1 to 375 code for a protein of 124 amino acids.
AUGGCGCGUCGCCGGGUGGCGGAUAGGGAGCUAAUCGCGGACCAAAAGCGACCUUGUGCUUGCUCAGAGACGCAGGUGGAUUCAGGGAAUGGACUCCCUGUUUCUGCUGAGCUAGGACUGGCUCAUGACAUUCUUGUACCCCGUACGUCGAUCCGGCCAAAAGCAUGCAAUCAAGUGAUUGGGAGGCGCAAGGGAGGCGGCUUGGAGUCGCCUCCAACAAAUAAGCUCCACAUGUCCACUCCGGGAAAACGGAAAUUCUCCCAGAAACUCAUGGGACUAGAGGCUUGCAACCUGCCCAUAGGUUUUAAAAUUUUUAUGCAAAACACAGUAGUAGAAAAGAGUCUCCUGAUUCCGGAGGAAAGUUUGGUACGGUAG